Xyrichtys novacula (pearly razorfish) is the source of this 43467-nucleotide messenger RNA. Lineage: Eukaryota; Metazoa; Chordata; Actinopteri; Labriformes; Labridae. The record is from the annotation of a GenBank genome assembly.
UGCCAUUAACUGUGUAAAACACGGAACAUGAUAUUUUUGACAUAGUUCAAGUAACUACAUCAGCAAUGAUCUUUUUUCCAUUACUGAAGUAGAAAACUUUAUGUGCUUUGCUCUUGCUGUAGCAUGUUUAGUCUGCUAAAAUUGAGAUUAAAGGGCGUAACACCGAUGCUAAUGCAAAUUUGAGUAUCAUACAGUGUGGAGAAAGGUUUUGCUAAAGAAGCGCCAGUGAUUCAUAAAGCCACCCUCUGAAAACCCUUAAAAAAAACCUGCAGAUUAAAAUGAUGACAAUCAAUUUUAUUGUAUGAAUUCAAAAAUAAUUGGUCAUAUAAUACUUUUCACUUUUUUGACAACAAUUUCCCAACAAGUGGGCCUACCAUAUUUUCAGGAAUAUAUGUAUAAUUUUUAAAUAAGUAGUUUCCAUAGACUGUAUAUACUAUGGACAGCUUGGCUCCGCCUUCCAGUAUAAAAAGCACUUGGUAUUUCCGUUUUUUUUCUCCACUUCCUGAAACCAAUACGGCGCAGUAGCGUUGUACGAAUUUGGCGGGCAAGUCGCGGAGAGUCGCUGUGAUGACGCUCGGCUCAAACAGCGUAUCCCCGGGCGAGCUACACAAUCUUCGUACGCCCAUAGGCUGUAUCAAGUGUCAAUCAUCGAAAACAACCCCCCUAGCAACUUUUAAAAAUGGCGCUGCACAGAAAAAAGAGGACUUGAGCAAAAACCAGUCUUGUAACUACAUGUGAACAUCGCAAGCAAGGGGGAGAAAAUGUAUAUUCUGUGUAAUACAUUUCUAAAGUUUGUCCACAGCUGCAUAAGGAUGACCGGAGGAGGCAGGAUUUAUGAGGCAGACGGCGUCCAUACAGUCCAUGGUAGCUUCUAAUAUCCAGGUACGUUUCAUUUCUCUGUGCCUUAUUUUGAAAAGCGUGGCGGAACUCUUCUUUUUUAUUUCAGCAACAUUGACGUUUAUCCGUGCGCUCUCCUUUUCCUCCAGCUGCUGCCGCCCUGGAGACGCACUGAGUCAAAGUAGAUGCGUUGAUGCUGACUGACUGUUUCUGUCGCCACCAGUUGUUUUUUUCCGUGUAAGAGUUGACUUGGAUUUGAGUUUGAAAGGAAAGUUGGAUUCACGUGAUUGACGCUCAUCAUGUUUCCUUUCUUUGAAGCGAUGGAGUGAUGCAGAGUGCCAAAGGAUCGCAGUGGGAAUAAAACUUGGGUUGCGCGCUGGCAUGGCACAUCAGGUGCUCCAGCGCUCAGAUAGGAGCUGUUUCUCUCUGUCAUGGUGUCAUUAUCCGCGGUGAGAUCGCCUGGAGCACUAUGGAUGAAAGGAAGAGACUUUUCUUCUGUCUCCUGAUCUUGGUACAGCUCUGCCUGAGCUCUUCACAAGUCCUCAGAAUCGGUAAGCGCAACAGCUGUUUACGCACGGUGUUGUUGGUGUUUCCUUGCGUUUUCUUAGGUAGAUGGAGGAGUCAGUAGUCUACCAAAAAAGCUGCAGAUGAGCAGGCACAUUGUCUUGUCAGGGGUAUAAGUGCACCAUUAAAAAAAUAAUAGUGAUAAAAACAUCUCUUGUUUCUGAACUAUCAUCUUCAAGUUCUUUACUUUUCCCCUUUUCUUUAGGUUUUGGCGCACUCGAAAGAUAUUUCGUGCCAUGUCUUCCCCUUUAAAUAAUGAUAGAGUAAUGGCUGUGCUUCCAUUCAGUUUGUGUCAGAACAGAGAAAAUUAUUACCUGCAUCUACUAAAAAUUACACCUUCAAUCUCCUCUAAAUAAUUUAUUCAAGGAUAUAAACGGUGCCAUACUGCUGAGGAUUUACUUGAAGCAGAGGUCGUUAAAAUAACUUUCAAUCUCGUAAAACUACCUUUUUCUGCAAACUCAGUCUUCCCUCUGUGCUGACCACAUUUGUCAUUUUAAUACUUCAACAGAUAACAUCUUUCUGGUAAUAAUUAUUCCGUCAAAUGUUUUCCAAAAUGUCUGUGAAGUCCCAUUUUCUAUUAUAGAUAUAGAACUGUGAUUAGACUUCAUCUCUCAGCCCAGAGGGUUUGUUUGAGGGUUUGGCAUUCAUGAAGCAGCUUUUAAACCAUUUAAAUGUUAAUUGAAUCUUUAGUUACACUAUAGAUAACUUCAUGUUUUGACCGCUCCACCCGGACCCUUACAUAGCAGAAUAUAAUAGAUUAUUGAUCCCUCCCUGGUGUUCUCCUGUGGUUGUACCAGGUACCACUGCUGGGUGUUGUAAUUCAUGAAAGUCCCCUAGCUGAUCUUUACUCACUGACACCACUCCAUCAAUGAGAUGGAUGUAAGGGAGCCAGUGAUGGGGAUGUAAUCAUCUUCACUUCUUCUGUAAUGGGUUGUGUAGUGGUGUUAAGAGGAGCAAGAGAACUUCAGCUGCACUCGAUUAGAAGAGGUGGUGACUGGUGAAUGCUGCUGUGGGCUGUGCUCGUCAUCUGAAUCUCUCACUUUGUGAAUUUGAAUCAGAUUAGAGUCAGACUGUAUGUCAGGGGGAUUUUUGAGGACAACACUUACUUUAGAAGAGAAAGUACACUUGUUACAGGCUGACCGAAAUGGAAAACUAGCCGAUUCUUAGUGAAUUUUGCGUCAAACUAUGAGAAAAGGGCGAUUUCAUAACAAAAUCACAUGAUCAAAUUUAUGGAACAUUAUUUUUAACGUGCCAAAAUAUUUGCUAUUCUGCUACAUGAGUUGCAGACACCACAAAGAGGAUGAUUAACUAUGGCGUUCCAGUGCACUUUAGCCACUUUUUAAAAUAAUAUUCUUUCAAGAAAAGUUUAACAUCAGCACAUCUAAUAAAAUAAUUAUGCAGGUACAGAUAUAUAAAUGUAAAGGAUCCACAUAAGCUGAUAAUAUCAGCUGACCAAUAAAUCAAUCAGAAUUUUUAUGUUCUUUUACAAUGUGCUGUGGUAUGUCCUACAAUAAAGAUGGAGUAGCAAUUAUCAACACGUGCCUCUAAUAACAUAACAACUACAUAUAGAAUUGUAAACUCUGUGUCACUACUUGUAAAACACAAAAUAAGCCAUUAUGGUCAAAGAAUUUUUUGUCUUUUUUCGAGCUCUGAGUCUACCAUUUGGUGAAAGAUCCCUUGACCAGCUGUGUCUUCUGAUGGAAUAAUUUGCCCUUUUUAAAAAGUCCAAUUACGUGCCAUUCUUUCUCCCUCGAUAAAAAAUCCAGAAUCCAUGAAUAUGCAAAUAUUAUUCAUUUCAAAAGCUAAAUUGCUUGACAAAGGCUGUCCUACUCCAUCAAAAGAAAAAAAAACUAAAUUCUCAGAGCAUGUGCACAAGGCUUUGAGUUUCCACAUUGUACGUUUGUUAGUUUCAUUUACAGCAAAUGUCAUAUAAUCGGUGUAUGUAUCUUAAACAGGUUUCUCUCUCAUUCAUCAGCUGAUUGCAAGAAAGAGACUGAUCUAAGAAACAUACGUCAUAUUUCAUGGUCAGAAAUUUUAGGAAGUCAUGUUUUAAAACAAACACUGGAGUAGAGAAGGAGGAUGAAAAUCAUUUGGAGGGAAGGGAUAAGCGGUGGGGUUGCAGAGUGUGAAGCCAAGGAGUGGAGCCAGGAUUUUCUGACUUGGCCAAACUGGGGUUUUCUUGUGUUAAGCAAUAUUUCAAUCUUUAUAGUGCUUUUUCUAGGGUGCCAAGAAAGAGGCACUGGCCCUAUUGUUGAACCUCAAAUAAGGAGGAACUAUGAUCACCCUUUUGGUUGUGGGACAUACACCUGCAGGGAGUUUCUCAUCCACACUGAGUUCCCCUAAUGUCACGUUAGAUCAAUUCUCCCACAGCAAAGUGGACUCUAACUUUGAACUACUAAUGUACUGGAGACACAUAAUACCUUACAAGUUAACACUCAUUUGUGGCAUAUUAGUGUAAUGCUAUAUGGUUAGCACUGUUGGCACACAAUGAGAGGGUUGUCGGUUCAAAUUAAGACUGGGUCCUUCUUUUGUAGAGUUGGCAAAUAGCUUUGGAACAUCAAAUUUCCAAAACAUGGAUGCAGCCUCGGUGACAUUACCUACUGGUUUUUGAAGUAAAGGUUUGAAGUACUCUAUUGAAAGUGGGUGCCAAGAUGGAAAAGCUGACUCAACCUACCUGUCAGUCAACCUAGCAACAGGCAAAAAGUGGAGUUGAUACAGGCCUUUUGUCUCCUUAAAAACAGAUUUGCCCACCUGUCAGUAAAGUAAGCCAUGCCUUUAAUUAUACAAAACUCAUUACCCAUCUGAAAAAAAGGGAGUUGUAGAAUCAGAUAUGAACUUAUUUAUGCUGUUGAGAUGGUCUGUUUGUUCGUUUGUGUGUGUGGCCUACUUGUGCUUUUCACCCGGACUCAAGAGGAGGAAGUGUAGUUAUAAGCACCUCUGCUCAAAACUGCACUCAGUGUUCAUUACUCAAGGCGGAAGUUAGCCACUUGCUUUGAAUGAACAACAAAGUACAUAAAUCCCUUAAAGGAAGAACUUACAGAUGGCUAAGAUGUUAGCUUUAAGCUGGAGGUGGCUGAGUAGAUUGGUGCAUGUGUAGGUUGAGUUGGGAGGUUGCAAAGUUCAGCUUCAUAGUUUUGCAAAGCACCAGCAAGCAUCUAAAUGAGGAUGACCACUGCACCAGGCUAACGGCAAGCAUCUUUUUAAUUUCAGAUCCACGCUGGUCUCUGCUGUUCCCUCUCUGAAAAACAAAAACAAGUAAUCUUGUUGGUAAAGAUUAAAUUAAAUGGGAGCCAUGAGAUGUCAGAUAAUGAUUCAAGGUGACAUCUUCAGUUCACACCACAAGUUUAACUUUGAAAAAAAAAAAAAACUAACUUUGGUUAUGGAAUAUAUUUUCCUGAAAAGUUUGGAUGAAAAAAUCAACUGCAUUUCGUAUAUACUCUCUCUAACCAUCUAAAGUUCGAGAUCUUUAUAAGCUUUUGCCUGUUUUAUUUUAAUGCUCUCUCCUUGUUUUCUGCUUUCACACCCUGAGGCACAUAUCUGACUCACUGUCUGUUUGUUCAUAUGGCAUUUUUCUACAGCUACAGGACAUAUUAUGAGGAAAAUAAGUGCAAAAUUGCAUUUCUGAGUAUUUCUGCAUCUAAAUCUUUGUGAACCUCUGGCAGACCCAAACUGCACGCUCAGACAAAGAGAGAUUUCCCAUAUCACAACUUCAAGCUCCGCCCUGAAGCCCCACUAUUUUCUUUUCUUGAUGUUAGAAACUGGUGUCCACAAUUUACUGACAGAAUGUAGGAAGACACUGGCUGGGUUUUGAACUCUGAACCAGUUCGCUGUGAAACAGUUUGAAGUUUGAUUUUAUUAUAGUGUCAUACAUAUAUUUAUCUGGCCAGCCCACAUGAGCUUACAUGACACUGAGUUCAUGCAGUCCAGGGUCACAUAACAGGUCAAUCAAUCUCAAUCUUGAACGUAGGAAGAAAAACAGGAGAGCAAACCAAAUAAUGCCAUCCUUGCACUGCUUGCCUUUUCCGUACCACUGACUACCAUACUCUUAAGUUUAUUGUGGUAAUUUAAAAACUAUAGUCUAGACUAAGAUGAAAUGCAGUUUUACCAAUCCAACUUAAGUAUGGGCUGAGAUUUGUGCCACUAGAAACUGAAAUUGAAUAAUUAGAUUGAAUUUGAAAAGCAUUUAACCUUUUCAAAUUCAGUAAAUUGUAUUUAACCUAUUUGAAAACUUAACUUUCUAUUUUCCUUAAUUUCAAAAGUAAAAAAUUCAAUUUCAGCUCGCACAAUUCAGAUUCAGUUUUACAAAUCAAUUUCAGUUCUGUGUGGCAUGGUCAUUACGUCAUCUAUGCCCGAGCUCAGAUUCAUACAGCUCCUAUUCACGUCUGCCAAAACAAAGAUUAAACCUGAAUGAUUAAACAAGUAUGGACAAAUGUACAAGCUUAGAUUAAACAUUUAACUUUCACUGUCAUUAUAGAACAGGUGGGUUAUUUCCACGAGGUAGACGUAGAAAAAUGUCCCAUUGGUCACUUUAGGAUGAUCUCAGUGUGUGAAGAUUAGAAAAUAUAAGCUAAAUAAGGAAAGGCUUUGGCAGAAAUUUGAAGCCAAAAGGCCAGAACUCAAACCAUUGAUUUAGUUUUAUCUUCUUUCUUCCUGCAGUGCACUUCCUGGUGUUCACUUGUACAGGUUUACCUUUUUUUUUCUUACACUGUGUUGACUCAAAAGCAUGGUCCAGACCCCAGGUAAGAAGCCUGAGAAGCCUGAGAACUGUGUAUUGUCAUCUUCGUGCCAACUGCCACACCAAGGUGCCACCGUGCAAUCUUUUCUUAUCCAGGCUUAUCUGCUCUCUGGUAGAUUAUGGUGAAUCAGAUAUCAGAUGCUUAAGUUAUCCCCCCGGUGAUAGAAUCCAGGACUCUGCAGCUCUUAUCUCGAAUCAUACUUCAAAACCUGCUUGCCUGCGUGUUAACAGCCAUGCUAACCCCCACAGAACAAACACAAUUUCACAUGUUUUGCUGAUAAAAUAACAAGGACAUGAUAUUUGUUGUUUACAAACUGUAGAAAAUGCAUUUGUCUUUGAACAGUGACUUUUUAAAUUGUUUCAGAAGUGUUCAUGGACAACUCCUCACGUCAUCCACAUAAAGGAAACGGCGCAGUGCUCAUGCAGCAGACAGACAAAAACAAUCAUUCUUAUUUGGAGAGAAACUAAAAAAAAAAGGGAAGAAAACAAAUGAAUUACAAGAAAUUUACCUAAAAUUAACUAUGUUUGAACAACUUGUUUCAGGCCUCUUGCUUGUGAAUUUGUGAGAAAUGUAUGAUAUGCUGUAAUUUAUCUAUAUGGAGACACUCAACAACUCUCACCAAGACACAGAAAGUCAUAUUUAAAAGUUUCUUUUAGUGUAACACGUGAUAACGACCUUAGACCUCCAGUGUAAAUUUAUCAGUUAGUUUUUAUUGUUUCAUGUCUUGGUGGUUGUUAGGGUAUACACUAUAAUGUUGGCUAACAGUCUUUUGACUUGGAAUAUCUGAAGUCUUGGCAGGUGUGAAAUUAGGAUAAGGUUCUUGGAGGUACUGUACUUGUAGGCUUUGUACAAGAGAAGCACACCCAAGUUUAACGAGGUGCCGACUCUGAUGCCACAGUAUCAUCAUCUGCUGCAUCUCUCUUUCUCUUUUCAACAUAAAAUCAAAUUGUCUCUGUUUUGUUUUAUUUCUGCAUUAAGCUUUUAUGCAGCUGUCUCUUUAAAAGUUCCCCACUUCCGCAAAAGGCGGGAGGUGGUCCCCAGUGCCUAGCCAACCAGCGUCCAAUCAAAAGUGCGCACUGAGCGCUCUUCUUCAAUUUGUUUGUUUGCAGAAGCAAAUACGACUCACUCGCAAGCAGCAUGGUGCUAUUGGAUUACUACGGAUACAGUGCAGAGUGCAGACUGCCAUGCGGCAACGCGGUUAGCAAAUGUAGCCUACAAACAUUGCAGGGGUGAAUGUUUGCGUACAGCUGCGUACCGGCUUUAAACUGCUGUUUAUGUCUUCGCGGUACGGUGUACCGCUGUGUACUGGCUUACUUUCACCCCUGAGUCUUGCCUAUUAACUCUACCGCUUUGGUCAGUGUUGUUACUACUCCCAGCUGAAGUAUGUUGUUCACACAGAGGUGCGUCCUGUCCUGACCUCAGUUAGGAUUUUUUCUUUAUACUUGUUGUACAUAAUGAUUUCUUUCAAUGGUAAUAUACCAUAUGUAAAAGUGAGUUUAUCUAAAUCAGCCCAUACUUAUUUGAAAAUAAUCAACAUGUCUGUGCAGUUAAUAUAUGUAAUUUAGUUUUUAAGCAAAAGCUUAACCUUCCUGAAGUAUUUGCAGUGGCAUGUAUGAGACAUGAUUGAAAGCAUGGUUAAGAAUCACAAAUAUAUCCAAGUUUUUCUAUAAGAAAAUACCUAUUUUUUGUGAUAUUGUUCCUGAGUUCAUAUAGGGGAGAGUGGGGUAAAUUGAAUAUUUAGGAGAUGGGCAUCAAUUUAUGGAGUCUGUGAUGGUUAGAAGUGAAUGGGUGAAGGCGUUAGACAUUUAUUUACCCCCAAAAAACAAAAAAAAUUUCACUCUUGAAAGUGAAUUUAGUCCAUCAUAAGUUUUAUUAGAAUUGUGUUCAGACCAAAAAAGAUUAUUUUAAAUUUCUUUUAUUCAUCAAUUGUGGUAUCUAUGAGCUACAACAUCAGGUCAAAAACCUAUCAUAAAAGUCUACCAUUUUAGCUUAGAGGGCUGAUAAAGUCAUUAUAGUAGUUCAGGGGUAAGUUGAGCUAGUUACUCCACUGAGAAAGUAAAGUCUGAUGAGAGGAUCAGAGUUUCAGUUCAGAUUGUUGAAAUGUGUUACUUUUUCUUUUCAAAAAUACUGCUGUGAAUGUUCUGAAUCACUUAAAGACAUUCUCAUGUUAAAAUGGCUUUUUACAAAACAGCUUUUCAGCAGUUAUAUGCAUAUGAUAGAUAAAAAUACACAUACAUGUGAAGAAGUGACUGAUAUUUAAGGAGAGAGAAGGUGAGGGAGGGCUGGGGUGGAGAGUUAAGGAAGAUAGUAGGGUUACUGCUCAACUUACCCCGCUCCUAUGGUCAACUAACCCCAUACACGGGGUAAGUUGACCGUAGAAAAAACACCUUUUUUUCUGCAUGCCAAAUUAUCAAGACAGUUAUGUUUACACUCAUUCUGUUUGUUUGCAGGGAUGAACAACAUCUUGAAAUAUAUGCAGAUACACUAGUUAGCGACGAAACUAUGAUUGCCUUGAUGUAGUGAUCUGAAAUAUGAAAAAUGGCUCAUCUUACCCCACUCUCCCCUACUGUCUAUCACAGUGUUUCUGGCAUUCCUUUUUAAUUAACAUUACGGACACUAAUUACACUUUAAUUUCUUUGAACUUGUGCUCCUGGAUCAAUUUGCCAGGCAGAAAACUUCAGACUCCCGCUGACUUUCCAGUUCAUCUCGAUAACUUUGUAAACAGGCCAGUGUGUUGGAUCCCCUCUUUAGCAUGGAUGGCAUUUGCUCAUUUUAUCUGUUGAAGGCCACGGUUACACAUACAGGAGGUUUCUGAUCUGGAGUUUGGCUCUUGGUCACACAUUAAUAUUUAGAACCAUUCAGGACCAAUUAGUUCAAGUUUGAUGGUUCAGCUCAGACCCCUUUGCAUAACACAAGCCCCAGAAUUCCCACAAGAUUCACAUACACUGUCUUUGAAGGUGAAAGUUUUGCUCCUUUUUGUUAAAUCAGGCUGCUUGAACGAUGUUGGAGGAGUUGCUUACAUUUAUAAACACAAUACCUGCUCAUAUUUAUUCAUUAGUUCCUUUCUCUUCAACAUCUGGCCAUUAGGAAAAAAAUGAAUCUCUUGGCAGCCAAAUUGCCCGAGUUUUGGAAAGUUGGCCUCACUUCUGUCAGAGAUAUAUACACAGAUAAACUGUGGAAUUGGCUGCCUCUGUAACGUGAUUGUUCAUCAUGCUGGCACCAACCCAGGAUCCCUGUUUGUGAAAAAGGAGAGGGAGCUGCACUCUGUCAUUGAAUUGCAAGGAUCACAUUGGUACUCAUUUGUGUGUAUCGAUCGUGUUGUCUCAUGAGGCUUUUCUUGUGAUAUGCAGGCUGGCUUUGUGGUGGUGAGUUAAACAUUACUUUUAAGCACCUUUCUUUUGUCUGAUUUAUGGCACUUGUGUCUUUUAACUUGUGAAAAACAAAACAAGUCAACUGUAGAGGCGGCUUUGUUUGCUGUUAUUCUGCAAGAACGACUGAAAGUAUGAAGAUUGAAGAAAACAGUGGUGUUAUUUUGAGUAACGCUUCACUUGGGCCUCAUUAGUUUAUUAUCGUUUCUAAUUAUUGUCAAAAAAGCCCUCUCAUUUCGAGACCUAAAACAUUUUAUAUCUUGAAUUUUGUGAAACUUGCCAUUCACUCUCACUUGUUCACUGAUUGUCUUUUAUGGCUCUCAGUCUCAGAUCAUCAUCCUUUAAGUGCCCUCGCCGCAGUCAUUUCUGUCUGCCCCUGUUUCUGUGUCUUCUCCCCUGAAAUCCCUGAUUGCAUUUUUGCCUCGUUUCCCUUGAUUUGUUGUCAGUGAAACGAAAUGCUUCCCCUUGUGUUUUCACGCUCAGGAUGUGUGUGCGAAAUGUCUGUCACUCAGUCUGACACCUGAGACCCCCCUCGCCCACCCCCCUUCGCACACUUUUUUUUAACCCCCCCCCCCCAACCAGAUGCAUUUCCACCUGCCUGCAGCUCCAUCGCCUCUCCAAAGUGGUUUUCACACAGACACAGAUGGUAGUGGUUUUUAUAACUGUCAGCAGAAAGGCCAACUCUCUUACUUCUUCAACUCAGUGGUUUUUAUCCUCGUUCCGAAGAUCCACAUUUUUUCUAUCUCAGGCGCCAUUUGAGUGGCCAUUUGAUGUGAAACUGCCUUCUGCCGUAAUGUGGCGGUGAAAAAAAGAUGAUUCAACUCAAGUGUGCCUUUUUGGAGCCCAUCAUCUCGAGGUACAAAAAGAGAGCAACAUGAAAAAGAAAGAAUUGUUUUGACCUUUUCGUCUCAAAACCCCUUGUUAAAUCAAGUAAGAAUCAGAGGCAUGUGUUGGUACAAUAAUCAGGUCUGAAACUCUGCUUAUGGAGGCUCUUUAUUUAUUUCCAUUUUCAAUCAAUCAUGUGUAAGUCUGUGUUUCCUGGUAGUUGGACUCACUAAUGGUUUUAUUGAUGGAAAAUGGUGAUAUUUGGACACAUCUCUUUAAAGUCCUCCGCAUAAAUAUACAUCCUUUAUGAGGAUUGUGCCCGGGUAUUAAAAAUGCCUCUGUUAUCUCUAUGCAAAUGUCAGGUUAGCAAGUGUUUUCACUAGAACAAAACUGCACAAUCCUCAGUUUGUGUCUCAACUGUGAUUUGUUCUCCUCACUACGUCUCUCUUGUUUCCAACGAUAAAAAAAGCUGUAAAAUUACACAACUUUUACAGGAAAACCAAUAACUAGCUUAAAGAACUUUUAGAUUUUGUUUUCACUCAUCCUCAAUGCGGCACUAAUGAGCCACAUUGUGUUUUAGUUCGAGUCGCGCAUCUCAAGUGUACUCCUAUUUUAUGCAGAUAAAAUCGUACCUGCAAACCAGGAUGCAUGUUUAAAAAGCCUUUAUGAAGUCCCGUGGUUCCUCUGAAACUUUUAACACUCAUUUAUGCUGCCUUGUAGGCCAGAUGGAUGUGUAUUCCUGAGGCAAAUUAUUCCUCAUUAUAUUUGGGAGCUGAAUGAAUGCUUUUAGUGCUCUGAGCUACAUUAAUUCAUUUGCAAAAGAAAAAAAAAAACACCUUGUUUGAAAAAAAAAAUGCUUUUUUAUGACUGCAGCAGUCUCAACUCACUGUAGAGUUCAAGCUCUGCAAGAGGGGAUGACACAUGACAAACGUGAGACAUAAUUAUUUGUAAUUAAACAGAGAGGUGAUGGAUGGUGUGAGAUUUUACACACACAUACACACACACAGGCAUACACACACACACACACACACACACAGAUUUGUCUCCCCGUGGGAUGUUGAAGAGAUUGAUCAAUUCUGCAUGACAGGUUGGCACAAAGCUCUGUGGUUCUGCAGCUUUGUUUUAUGUUUUCCUCUCACCGCAGCAGGCAGCUAAAUCUCUCACCAGUCUGUCGUACCGAACCGUAUCCACGUUUUUAUUCUUCCAAUACAGCAGUGUACCUGGUAAUCACUGUAAUUGCAGCAGAAGUGACGUUUUUAUGUUAAUGGUUUAAUGGGUCUUGACGAUAAUUACUAAUUGGCUUUGGUUGCAUUUACAAAGAUUUAUGUGUGACAGCUUAUCUUUUUAGUACCUGUGUCUGUGUUUUUAAACCUUUGCAAGUGUUUGACCGUGUGACUGCAUGAAAACUGCAGAGUCAUUAGGUAUGCAUAGAAAAUUGGAUCGUUGAUGAUAAGGAAUUCAAGUGAACCAGCAAUUGAUCAUGAUUGCAGAUUUACACAGCCAGACGUCGGAUGAGGUUAGUAAUUUACAUCGCACAUGCCCUGUGUCCUGACUUUCCGAAUCCCACGAAUCUUGAUAAACACACGGCGCCCCUGAGGCUCAAAUAAAUAUGCUUUUCCUGAUCAGCAAGUGUAAACCCAGUCCUGGUGUUUUUCCCCCCUACCUCACUGUAAUAGUUUCUUUUUAUCUGUGAGCAACAGAACAACGACACACCAGACCGAAAUGAAAUGUCCACCUGUUGUGAGUCCCCAAACAACCGAGGAUGCUUCACAGACUCCACUGAACUUUAAUCACUGUCUGCUCAUGGAAAUGUGAAGCUAGAGUGUGCUGAUUUAUAAGAAAAAAUUACAGUGGUACAAAACUGAAAUGACCUCAGACUGUGUUUAGGGGCAUGAUCUUAUAAAAAGCAGUACAGAUCCAGUAAAAACAUUUACAGGCUCCAGUUUUGAUAUCAAACCUUUGUUCCGUGUCGAACUUCUUAUUCUGUUUAUGCCUCGCAUUAUCAUUGGACCUGGGUGAUCAGACCGCAGGUUAUGGGCCUUGACUAGGUGUAAGACAGAGGCUGUCAUUCUGUCUGUUUGUGUUUGAGUGUAGGGCUGAGCGAUAAACUGAAAAUUUACCAAUACUGAGAUUUACAGAAAUAACCAAUGUCAUUUUUCCAAUUUUAAUGUAUUUGAGAUCAAAUAAAUCAAUAAAUAAAGUUGGUUUUGUAUGUGUGUAGGUAGGCUAUGGUCUCAUGUCCCUUUUAAGACACUGUCCUACGUCGGAGACAUGACUCCUCCCCUUCCAAUCCGUAACAAAGAGGGAAAGACAGGUGAGGAGAUGGAGGACGGUUUAAAAGUUGUAGCAGCUGGAGCGGCGGCUGAAGUAGACAAAGUUAAUAUGGGAGGGGGUGAGCCGCUUGUGGAGUAGUUAUCGUCCAUUUAUCGUUAUCAAUAUAUCGUGAUAUUGACUUGAGGCCAUAUCGCCCAGCCCUUUUAUGAGUGCAUGCUUGCUGUACCUGUACAGUUUUUAUCUGUCUGCUAAAUCCUUCUUAAAAAAAAAAUUUAAUUUCAUCAUGAAGUUUGCACCUUACACGGGGGAUGCUUGAGUCUAAUCUGCAUCAAAGUUCUAAAAAAUGCAGAUGGUAUCCACAGACCUCAUUCUGUGCAGAGAAUAUUCACACGCAUAAUGAGAAAGCACUUCUUUUUCUGAUUCAUUGCAAUACAUUAAGACUGUAUUGAUAUUUUAUUGCUAAUACUUACGUGGAGAAUUUAAUGAAAUUGUUAUUUCCUGUGAAGCCCGACGACAAACUUCCAGUGCUUUCACUCUAAUAUCUGCAUCAUUGUCUCUGUUCCAGUGGAUAACUUCUCAGUGCUUGUAAAACUGUAAUAUAUUUUAAAACAAGAAUAAGCUGACGAAGUCUACAUUUUAAUCUUUUCCGCACUUAUCAGGAGCAGAAGACAGAAAACAAUUAGACCAGAACAGAUAGGGACAAAAAGAGAGAAUUGUUCAUAAUUAGAUUCAGUCGGGGCAAACAUCUGCUGCAUCAGUAAAUGAGCACAAAGUGUCUGUGUCAAUCUGAGAGAUACUGUAUACUGCAUUUACAAGACUGAAAAUAAGUUGUCCAAUGCUCACGACCGUCUCCACAGAUAUGACUUCACUCGUCUUUAUAAAAGCCAAUUUUUGUAUCUCCACAAGAAGCUCUAAAAGCCUCUUGUACUGAAGAACUGAUUGUGCUACAUCCAUUUCAUCCAGCCUUUGAGUCCGCACUUCACUUCUCCUGCACCCAAGAUAACAGGAUGCUGAUGAGGAGUUUGGGGCUGUACCAGGAGUCUGUCUGAACAGCAUUGUUUCUUAAAAGUCUGCUGACAGCUAGUCCGUGCGCUACACAGCAUUUGGCCCCGAUGAAAAAAUAAAAAUGGUGAAAAAAGCAGCAACAGUAUCCAAAUGACAAGCUCUCACUUUGAGAAUUAAGUGUUAAGAAAAUUAUUAAUGCCUCAGAAUGAACAGCUAAUUGUUUUUCUUUCAGCACUUAAUAUUCAUCUUCAUUUGUAUGCUUCUGUGAAAUUUCCAAAUUAAUUCUCUGCUUGUUAAAAAUUGAAGCUGGGUGCUUUGGGGCUUCAAAUAUUAUCUUUAACUAUGGGUGUAACAUAUUUAUGGCUUUGUUUAUAACAGAGAGAUUCAGUCUUCAUGAGGAGAACUGAUCUGAAAUAAAAUGACCCUCAUUAAAUAAGACUGAUAGGGGCAUCAAGUGACUUUUAGGUGGUGCCGACCGUUAAAAUAUGAAUACUGUAGCUUGACCUGUUACUGCAGGCUAAUAGAGCUUUGUGUCCUUUUAUGUCUGGCUCUUAACAUCGACCAGCUUACUUUGUUUAAUUUGAAUCAUGGAUUUUUUAAGACUGCACAGAAUAAAUCAAACUACAUUUUUAUUUUUCCUGCAGUUAUAGUGUCUUGGUUCUCCAUCUCUUUUUUGCAGGUGGCAUUUUUGAGACCCGGGAGAGUGAGUUAGUGAGUAUGGAUGAACUGGCCUUUAAGUUUGCCGUAAACAACAUCAACCGCAACAAAACCCUGAUGCCAAACACCACUCUCACGUAUGACAUUCAGCGGAUCAACCUGUUUGAUGGCUUUGAGGCGUCACGGAGAGGUAAGACAAGUGCUACGCUUUGCAGCCUGUUAUUAUUACUUAAAUUUGUGAUAAUAUUUUGAUCUUCAAGUCGUUAAAAAUCUUUUAAUCCAUUUUGUGCAAGACUUUCAUGUCCCUACAUGCAGCUUUUUGAUGAUGUACUGUAUGUAGUGUGAAUAAAUUUUCCCUGCUUAAUUACUGGAGGAAAAGGAAAUAUAUUAUUUCUCAGAGGUAGAUCAAAUUUGCAUUUUAAUGAUGUGUGAAUAAUUUUUCUGAAAGCAAAUCAUUUUGUAGCUCUAACAAAACAAGUACACUAUAUGGAAAAGGGUUUUUUUCUACAACUAAGGUGACUGCUUAUCAUGUAAAUUAAGUAAGGUUUGACGAAUGCUGCGGUUUGGCACACAGUAUGCCAUUUUUAACCAGAACAAAAUAUUUGUCUCCUUAUCUUAUUUCCACAGACAGUGAAUCUUGUUUGCGCUUGAAUAGGUUUCAAAACACUCUCAGAUCCUCCUCUUUGAAAAAAUAAACUUCACUAAGCAUCAGCUCUGUGUUCCUCUUCGCCUCCAGUGUGUGACCAGUUGGCUCUUGGGGUGGUGGCGGUGUUCGGCCCCUCUCACAGCUCCUCUGUCAGCGCCGUUCAGUCCAUCUGUAAUGCCCUGGAGGUCCCCCACAUACAGACCCGCUGGAAACAUCCAUCAGUGGACAACAAAGACACCUUCUUCAUCAACUUGUUUCCCGAGUACACGGCCAUUGCCAGGGCCAUCCUGGAUGUGGUCACAUUCUUCAAAUGGAGGAAGUUAACAGUGGUCUACGAGGACAGCACUGGUAGGGUACAUUGUUUCUUCCGUACAGUUUUCCACUGUAACUUUGAAAAUUGAGUCGCAGAUAAUCUUCUUCCUUCUGCCAAAGAGACAAAAUGAAAGUGAAAAGCACUUUAUUUAGUCAGACUGCGAUCCCAAUCUGUCUCUUUUACAGGAGCAGAUGUGGAAGUGGUAACUGAGUUUGAGAAGGUAUUUUUAAAGAAAAGAAAAAAGAUAACUAACUUGGAUAUGAUACUCAAACAGAAUGAAGCUGAUUUAGAAUAAAAAUUUCCCUGCAACAACAACAAAGAUAUCAGCUCGAUUAUCUCUAUUUCUGUGAUAUCAUUGUAAAAAAAAGGGAUAGCACUAGGGCUGGGCGAUAUGGCCUCAAAUCAAUAUCACAAUAUAUUAAGCAGUCCACCUUGAUAAUGAUAAAUCAACGAUAACUACUCCACAAUAUUCUCAACCCCUCCCACAUUAACUUCGUCAACUUCAGCCGCUGCUACAACUCUUGAACCGUCCUCCAUUUCCUCACCUGUCUUUCCCUUUUUGUUACGGACUGGAUGGGGUGGAGUCACGUCUUUGUCAGUCAUGUCUCGAAAGACAUAAAGGGAUAUGAGACCAAAGCCUACCUACACACAUCCAAAACAAAUUCUUAUUUAUUUAUUUAUUUAUUUAUUUAUUUAUUUUGACACUGAGUAUACCGAUACGGGCAAAAUGACAAUGGUUAUUGUCAUAAAUUUCGGAAUUGGUAAAUUUUCAGUUUAUCGCCCAGCCCUACAAAGCACAGUAUGAAUUUGAUGACCAAUUCACAUCUUCAAACUAAAACAAUAUCUUAUAGUUUUAUAUAUAUUGAAAUACUAAAACAACCACCUGGGUAUGUAUUUUUAGGUCUAAAAACUAUAUAAUGUGAUAGAAAUUGAUUUUUUUCUUCCUACUGCAUCAUAUCAUCCACAACACUGCAUGACAUUUCCAGGGAAAAAGCUGAGAGGAAGAAGAGGUCAGUACUCCUGGCUUGUGUUUUCUGGACCUCACAAUAUAUUCAUAUGCCACGGUUAUAAUUAUAUACAAAACAAAAUAAUCCUACCGUCAGCUGCAGUCACCUUCCCCGAACCAGCUAGUGAACCCAAUCUGUGUCGAGGGCACGAGAGCCUCGUAUCAGGCAGCUGCCAGUAUUCCUGCCCUCUGACUUCACACUGAGGAGAGCCAAACCACAACAACAAUGGCCUCAAAUCCAGCCAUGUCCCGUAUAGAUCCCCUGCCAACGACCCAGACGAUAGGAAAUGCCGCUGUUGAAAUGCCAAAGUUUAAUUUUUUUAAGUGUUUUUUUUUAUCCUAAAUCAAGAUUUUAUUUUCCUGAAAUGUCACUCAGAUGCAGACUUGCAGAAUUGCGAGUUGUUGUUCACACAGAUGUGGAGUAAGGCAAGAAGGAAGUGUGUUUGUUUUCUGGGGGGGGACUUCAGUGUGUGUCUGCCUUUUGAUGUGCACAAAAACAAAACAGAAGAAUCUGAGUAAAGGUGCGCUGAAUACAAAUGACAUCCCUCAGUUACUGGACACGGGUCUAAGUUUCCAAGACAACAAGACCCUAAACUUUAGUCAUGUUUUAUGUCUUUCCCUGACCUUUGACCACUCAGGAAGGUUCAUGAAGAAGCUGUACAUGAUGUGAUUUAUUUUAAAGGUCUGAUGCGGAUGCAGGAACUGAUCAAAGCUCCGGCCAAGUUUAACCUAAAGAUCAAGAUCCGCCAGCUGACUCCGGGUAACCAAGAUGCCCGACCACUGCUGAAGGAACUAAAGAAAGACAAAGAGUUCUUCAUUGUCUUCGACUGCUCCUAUCGCAUGGCUGCAGAGCUCCUUAAGCAGGUUUGUCCAGGGAUUAAUCUCUCUGUUUGUUCGGAUGUUUCACUGAUCUUACAAUACACAUUUAUCUUUCCCUUGGGGCCAACAACCUUGGUGAUUGUUGUCAACACAAUUUUAAAGCGCUGAAAUGCCACAUGAAACCCAUUUCCUUGUUUGCUGCGGCUCACAUAACAAUAUACUGUAUAUAUGACACCUAUUAAAAGAUAGGAAAGAGAAAAGUUUUCAAGUUGCCUCUUUAGGAAGAAACAGCCCAUCUUAUUUCCAAGUCAUAAUUUUAAAUGGUCCAGAACUUAUUUCUCUAUCACAUGGGUCUAAUACUAUUUUAGGUGAAAAAACUGUUGAAGUUUGAAGGUGAGGAAUGAAAGCUAGGUGAUGAUUUAUAAAAUGAACUAACAUGCUGACAAACAUAUUCGUGUUUAUCCUUGUCUGCCUCAUAGAUUGUCUCAUCCACUUAUGCUGUCCUGAUACUUCUAUUUUUUCAGAAUCUGCAUUUUAUGACAAAGGGAAAAACUUUACUUAAUUUUGUCACGGUCAUUUAGUAACUUCAGUGGAGUGAAAUUUAUUCAUCAUCUUAUGCCUUUUUUUUGGCGUCCUCCACUGUAAAAUGAAAUCAACAUUAGAGCAUAUGUUUAUUGCUCUUAUUGCUCUCUAUAGCAUAUUCGUCCGACCAUGCAAAAAUAGGUAUGACCUGUUGAAUUACUUUAUUAUUGAAGAUGUGACACUGUAGCUGCAGCACAAGAGAACUCAUCACAUUUAAAAUAAGCAAUAUGGCCCAGAGUUUUAUCCAUUACUCGAUUUCUUCUUUUCCAAUUUGCAGCUUUCAUCCAUGGGAAUGAUGACAGAGUACUACCAUUUCUUCUUUACGACUUUGGUGAGUUAGAAAAAUGUACGACUGAAACUCUACUGCAGGAGAAAACAGUCAAAGUCAAAACUCCUCAUCUCCCUCUCCUCGCAGGAUUUGUUUGCCUUGGACUUGGAGCCGUACCGGUACAGCGGGGUCAACAUGACCGGCUUCCGACUGUUAAACGUCGAUGACCCAUAUGUGGCCUCCACCAUGGACAGGUGGGCGAUGGAAAGACUGCAAGGCCCCAAACAAGAGAGCGGCCUGAUGGAUGGAAUCAUGACUGUAAGAAAACCUCUAUGCAUUUUUUUUUUUCACGUUACAGAGCAACAACAACACAAACACCUGCUCUGCUGGUAACAAAUGAUGCUUAUCUGUAUGCUGCACGCAUGUUUGAAUACCAGUUGUGAACUGCAAGCAUCUGCUAUCCUGUAAAUCUUUGUGAGAGCUGUAUUUCUACAUGGUUUUUAGUGUUACUUUUGUUCCCUCAUUUUAUCUAUACUCUACCCUGUUUAGGAGUUGAAUGUAACCAAUCAUUCUCCCUUUUGAAGGCGUGAUCUGUCGGCUGUUUACUACUGAUGUUUGCAUGUGUGCCUGUUGUGUGAGAGAAUAAACAAUAUCAGGUUCCUCCUCUUACUUCCUCCCCCCUGCAGACAGACGCGGCCUUGAUGUACGACGCCGUGUUCAUGGUUGCUGUUGCGUCGCAGCGGGCCACUCAGAUGACCGUCAGCUCCCUGCAGUGUCACCGCCACAAACCCUGGCGCUUCGGACCACGCUUUAUGAACCUCUUCAAAGAGGUAAGUGAUCUCAGAAAUACUAAAACUCCUGUUACACCACCAGUGUGACCCCAAAAAGACCUCCUAUUGCUUUUUGCUUGACCACCGUGCCCUUUGAUAAUGCUGUUAGUGCUUUGACAAGGGCUCAGUAAACACAACAUCCACAAUGUGACGGCUCUAUUGCAAAAGUGAAAACCUCAAAACCUCAGAAGGCCUAUCCUAGCUGUGCUUUGCUCUUGAGAUACACAACAUAAAAAUAAACAACAAGUAUAUAUGGUGUUUAUGUACUUUCAGGCUCAUGCAGCUCUGCCUGUUGGUCAGGCUGGAUGCCUGCAGACAGAAAUGAGGCCUUUGAUACAUGAGCGUUUUGAUCUGCUAAGUCUUAAAUCCAGUAGAGAACCAUUGCCUGCCAUGGAGAGGAAACAUUACCAUUCAAUCCCCUUACUCAUACUUCCUAUUUCUGUUCCCUCUUUCCCUGUCUUUUUCUUUCUCUUUGAAGCACAGUGUCUCUCUUCUCUUCAGCUUUUCAUUUUGUUUGCCCCUUCACGUCCUUUGAAUUAUCUGUCCUCCUGUGCCAUUCAUCACCAGAUAAGAGCCUCUUUGAUUGCACGUACUAGUAAUAUGUCUCACACAGCACUCAAUUAAAAACCAUUUCCGACAAGAGAGAGCAGAAUAUGAGGGCACAUCUUUCAUUUCAAAAAACUGAAUGAAAUGCUGGGCAAUACAACCUUUGUGUUCUUUCCCUCUUUCCUCUGGCGAUAGUGAUACCAAACAUUCGGUAUCUGUAUGGACAAAAUUAACAGUAUUGUGUCUCGGACAACUGUGCACUGAUUUGUUUUCGACACACAUCAUUACAUACGAGAGAUCAUAUGGGAAAUACUGACACCUUGACAAUCAAUCAUAACACUUAGUCUGUACACAGAUAAUUAGCCUGAAAAGAGCUAAUAAUGCAGAGGAGAUCAGGUAAAAAGAGUUUAAAAUACACGCAAUGAUCAUAACACCAAGACAGAAAUAAUAACAAGGUGCCCGUUACUGUUUGUUUUAAAUGCACAAUUAUGACGUGAGGAGGGAGAAAGUUUGCUCAGGAUUGGCACCGCAGGUCAAAGCUGUGCAGGCAGGAAUCCCGUGGAGGUUAAUAAGAAUAAUAAUAAUGAUGUUUAUUCACAUAGCAAUUAUCACAACCACACAAAGUGCAAAUUUCACCAGUAAAACAUGUAAUAAAAAAAUGAUUUUGAUCAAAAUAAAAGAAUACACUUAGUAGUGGCAACAGGUUUGACAGACUAGAAAGAAGAAUAAAAGAAAUGAAAAAAUUGAUGGAAUAUUGAAAACCUUGACCAAUGGAAAAACUAUCAAAUAGACAGGGGAUCACAAAUAAAACACAGUUCCCAAGACGGCUUUCUCACAAAGAUAUAUUUUAAAAGGCAUUUAGAAGAAGACACUGAUGUAGCUCAUCUGAGAUCCUCAGGCAGGUCGCUCUAAAGCCGAGGCGCCCCACUAGCAAAUGCUCUGUCACCUUUUGUUUUAAAGUUUGAGGUGGGAACAACAAGGAGGUUCCUGCCUGAGUAAGUUUGAGCAGCGAGGCAUUCGUUUACAAUUCAUGAUGAAUGGGGGAAACUUGUCAGAUAUGUUGGUUGGUCUGCUUGGCCAAGUUAAACAGCAGGUAUGUCCCAGCCUAAGAGACUUCUCAACAAACCAGCACCAAGAGGGACGGUACAUGGGCAAUAUUAACAUACAUGUACAGCAAGGGUUAACAAGACAUGGGUGGAUUUAUUAAGGAUUGGCUGAAGGAGCAGGAUCUAGAAAACAGAGACGAGGGUAAAUCCAAAAUAAAACAGAGAGUGACAAGAUGAAAGGUGCGUAAAUGAAAAGAUUGCUUUUGUUGACUUGAUGGAGUAUGGCAGCCUUACCAGUGUCAUAUUCUCAAUUUCAAUCGAUCACAUCAAAUCAGAUUUCAUUUAUAUUGCGCCGAAUCACAACAGUCGUUAUCCCAAGAUGCUUUCCAAAAAAAGAGAGCAGGUCUAGACCGCGCUCAUUGUUUGAUGGAUUACCAAGACCCAACCUUAAGACGGGACAAAUUUGACCCAUCUCAUCUAACAUGAGUGACAGUGGCAAUGAAAAACUUCCUUUUAACAGGCAGAAACCUUGGGUAGGACCAGACUCAUGUUAGACAGCCACCUCGCCGCUGCUGAUUUGCAGAAAUUUAAGCACAUUAGACCCACAAAUAUAGUGUAUGUUUACAGUGAGAUGGCUUGAAUGUUCAGUCAAUCCUUUAUUUAAGCCACAAAAAACAUUCCCUCAUAAACAGCAUAACAGCACACGCAAAAAAGGACAAUUCUUUGUACAAACAGUCAAUGGCGAUAAACUGGUUAUAGAACAAGAUCUUAAAUCAAAGUUGCUGCUAUUACUGUCAAGAAUAUUAACCUUCAUACAUAUUGAAGCUGUACGGCAGAGAAACCUUUCAGUCUUCACCUAAGUCUUUCAGCCGUCUGUCAACACUGACUUCUCCUCGCUGCCUCGAUCCCCUUCACUUGCCCUCCUGGGACUCUGCUGCGGAGCUUCAACGAGGCUCCUCUCACUCACUGAACUCAGACGGCAUUCGAGACUUUCUCCCACUUCCCUCUCUGUGCAUCUCUUUUUCUCUGCAGGCACAGUGGGAAGGACUGACAGGGCACAUUGUUCUUAAUAAGACAGAUGGCCUGAGGAGAGACUUUGAUUUGGACAUCAUCAGCCUCAAAGAGGAUGGUACUACCAGGGUGAGCACACAGGCCGGGAACAGCCAAUUACACCACUCCCAUGCUGCUUCCUCGCUAGCUGAUUCAUUCCAUUAAGGUGUAUGUGUGUGUGUGUUUGUGUGUGUGAGAGAGAUAGAGGGACAGUACUGUAGAGAUUUUGUUUCCUACAGUUCAUGCACACCUUUAUUAUUUGGCUCAGAUGUCCAGCCAUGAAUAUCAAUUAUGCUGCAACAACUUAUUAUUUUUUUCCACACUGCUUCAUCUCGCCUUCUCAACAUUUUCAAAAGGGUGUUGUGGAGGGUGGAAGUCGGCUCACGAAAAGGUGGAUCAAGGUUUGUGCCAGUGCCGUGUUUGCUCAAUGGUUUGUUUUUCACCCACCCUCCCCCCUGUUACCCACUCUGUAUGCCUCACACCUCCCUGCUCCUUGCCUCGUCAACCUUGUUUCUCUUCACUGAUUUUGUGUACAGCAGUGCCAAUGUAUUUGACAUUUCAGUUUACCCUGUGUUUGGGCUGAGGUAUCGCUCUGACACUUGUCAAAACUUUGUCAGCAGUGGUAGAAAAAAAAUCAGGGGCUAUUCUUCUGUUUAUGUCGAUAUAACAACACUUUGACGUAGAGGAAGAAGUGAGUCUGUAAACUUCCACUGUGGGUAGAAAGUAUGAAAGUAAAAGAUUUAAUUCAUCCUUCCUUCACUUUUCCCCACUUGCCAGUUCACUACUUGUACUUUACUUGGCGAUUAGACUGCUUUCAUACUGUCAUGGGAAACAUACAAGCUAGCAUGACUCAAUGGCAGCCUGGAGGGAUCCAAUUAGCAGAGGACAGGACAGCUUGAGCCAGGCAUGAUGACUUUCUCCAAGAGGAGGAUCGAGAUGGUUUCACUUCCGCAGAGACAGCACAAAUGUUUAAUUCUCAGUCUAAUGAGAUUGUUGGAGACAAUUUGAAGCAAACUCUCUAUCUGUAGCGAUAAUAAAAAGAACUAAGUGAAAAAAUUUAUGUAUUUUACUAUUUGUGUAUAAAACAAGUUAGCUAGUGUUCUGUUAUCAUCUUACACUUAAAAUGAGACAACUGCGUUUUUUAGGUGUAAAUUGGAAGAAUGUUGGAUAUACAUAAAAGCGAAGUAAGGCGUAGAUGGAGCCCUGAUGCCACAACACAUGAAACACACACACAAAUGUUUCAUAUAACCUUUUUUUUUUAUAAAGCGAAGGGGAGUUAAGUGGUAUCAGGAGAAAAUUACAGUCUCUAUUUACUGGAACCAUCUUAAUUUUGAUAAUCCAGCAGAAAUGCUUUUUAAUUAGUGAAGCUAAAACAGUCUCUGGAGAUGACUCAUAGACUGCAUAAAUAUGGAUAACAUGCCUCUAUCUUCUCCAAUUGGAAAAAAAAUGAACCAAAAAAUUCGGUGAUGGGCAUUGUCACAUGGUGACAUCCGGCUUGUAUUGAGGGUUUAGCAUUUAAACUCUUUAGGGCUGAGGCUGUUGUCUAAGACAUAAUAUUGUUGUGCUUACAGUAUCAGCUCUAAAAAUAGAACUGUUGGAUGAAGCAACUUGCAGUAGAAUGCAAUCGCUUUGUGAGAUCAUGAGCUUUUCAGCAAUAAGCUUUGUAGAUCUUAUGAUUGUGACUGGAUUCAUCCUAUUCACUUGUAGUUCUGUGCUUCAAUACGUCAGUGCUGCUCUUACAUAUACUUUCUUAAGAUACUCAAAACAUACAAAGGAUGCUAAAUCAUUUGAGCUUGUUAAAGCUACAAGGGCUUUUUGGCGAGUAGUUAACUAACUUGCAGUUUUCAGACAACUCUUUAUACUGCUUAAUAACAACUAUGCAGUGUCGUUCUGUCGUAGCUUGCUGUCUUCCUCUGGCUAGUUUAAUUUGAGCAAAUACAGUCCAUGGUAAAGUCAGAUUACUCACCUGAUCAUGUACUUCUAUAGCUGAAGUGAUUUUAUGAAAAUACCUUAUAAACAAAGUGAAUUAUGAUGCUAAAUCCCCCAAAAUAUUAUGAAACAAAAACAUAGUGUCCAGAGUGCUUUUUUGCCUUCGCUUCAAGUUGGCUUAAAACCACUGUAAGUUACUUGUUGAACAAGAUUACAUUGAUAUCUCAACCGUUUGAUGUCUUAAUGUUGUAAUUUUUAAUGUUGUUGGGGAAGGGGGGUAGAAACAGACGUAGUCACUGAUAGCAUGAUGAAAAAAAAAGAUGUUUGUGUUCAAGAACAAGUAAAUAAAUGAGAUAAACUACUUUGUCCAGAGAGGGCGCCAAAAUCAACACAGCCUUUAAGUUUCUCAAAAGGACUUUUAAAGGCUAUUGCAGCCUCUAAUCAAUGGUUUCUGCUGGGGGGAAAAGAAACAAAAAAUCAUAGCUCUGUUUUUAUCAUUUUAACUUCCACCAUUUAGUCUCUACUACACUGUGCUAUUAUUCACUUAACGGCCUCCUGUGCCUAUCACCUUGAAACCAAUCUGGAGAUUGGAAGGACAAACUUGGAAUUAAUUCAGUACCUCAAAGACAGGUUUUUGUAUGAUGCUGGCAAUGUUUUUCCUCUUCAAUUGGCUUACUUAUCAGACAGGUAUGUGGGCAGGCAGCAUCUGUCGAGUUUGUGAAGCUGAGAUUUAUAACAGCACUGAUAUUUUAAUUUCAUUCAGUACUGUCAGCCCUCAAAAGCCUAGCCUCAGAGGAAAUUCCCCAACAUGGAAAGCACAUCGCAUAAAAUGCUUGACUUCAUGGUCAUGAAAAAUGAAUUAUCAGUCCAUUGCAGUGGUGUUAGUUCUCAGGCAGUGGAGUGUUAAAUAUGCUCUCAAGAAUAGGAUGGGACUAGACAAAGUUAAAGUCUCCUGGGAAUUAAUGUAUUUCCUCUAAAUGUUGACUUAUUGGAAAUAAGAUUUUUUUUUUUUCUGCUCGGCUGUCUUGGCCUUGCUCAGUACGUCUCCAGCUUUGUGGUAAUGGUUUUCCAGUCUGAUUUGGUUCUGGAUGAAGAUGAGCUUGAGGAUGCAACGAUAAUAUUUCACUUCCAGCAUUUUAGAGAGAAUUCCUGUCAGUUUUUAUAGCACACUUUGUAGUUGGAGGCUUCUCUGGUUUGCAUGAUAAAUUUGCAAGGCUGUACACAGUAAAUCCAUGACUUAGGGCUUAAAAAUGAUGAUGACUGUUCACUGUGCGGUUGUCCAAGGCUAUAAUUUUUUAGCUUUGACUUUGUUGGUUUGGUCAGAUUAAUUUAUGACUUCAACUUCAAACUAACUAAGCUUGCUGUUGAUGUUUCAUGGGGGUUGUAUAAACCAAAAUAACACUGUUACACAACUUGUGCAUGUGCAACUUCACCAUCUGAGAACAAAAUACCCUCCACACCCUUCAAAAAAUAUUGUUCUCACUCUGUCCGUUUAUCUUCGGAGAUGGAGGACAAUACAAUUAAUUAAACCCAACCUCAGUCACUGUGUUCUUCAUCUGCAGUGUCCAGAGAUAAGACAGAUUUAUGGACUCCUGCACUGAGCGGACCCUUUGCAAAAGUACCACGUUGCAGAUAUAGAGUGCUUUUAGCAAGGUUAUAAGCACGCACAUUUUCUGUCUGUGUGACUCGGCCAGAAAGAUAGAAAGUAAUGAAGAGUGAAGAGCAUGUUAUCUUUUUGAAAAGGUAAUCCCACAUAGCCCCUCUCUGAAGAAUAAGCCACGAAAAAUAAAGCUGGGGAGCUCAGGUUAAUACGAGGUACUGAUGUGUUCGCUACUACUCAUCCUCUUGUGCAUACAGGCCGUCGUUUCUUAAUGAAAACACCCACAUUUAAUGCUUUUUUCUUCACCGAUUGAAUAACAAUAGAAGAGCUCGUCUGUAUCACUCACUUUCAAUUCUUAUCUACAAUGAAGCUUGAUCGCUUAAUGCACUUAACUGUAUCGCGUCCCACGACCUUUACUCAGCUCUUAAUGAGUGAGGGGAUUUGAAAGGGUCAAACUCCAGCGGCCAGACGCCUCUUCUAAUCUGAUAACUGUCUGGAUUAUGCCGUCUGCUCUGAUAAACCAGAUACUUUCACCCACUGUUAGUGUGACAGUAUGGAAAGCAAACAGUGAGCUGUCCUCCAGUUAGACAGUCUAUAGCUGUUCUCCAUACGUCUUUACCCCAUUUGAUCCCUUCCUUUUUUCACUCAUACUGUCCCUGCUGGUGUAUUUCCUCUUACCUCAACAUCCAUUAAAAGUAGAGCAUAUUUAUUCCAUUAAUUACUCCCUGGAUUGUUUUACAUUGUAACCUUUGACCUUUAACAUACGAUGGAGUAUUCAGACCUAUUUUCAAAAGCCCAAGUUAGUCAUUUCACAUUUACACAGCCUUAAACUGAUUUAUUAGCCGUAUAAUCAACUGAUUUAUUCAGGUGUUUCUGAAAAUGUCAGCUCAUAGUGUUUGAAUAGGGAUUUUCCCUUCUGUUAGUAGGAUUCACUGGGUGAAGUACCAUGUUAAUCUCUAGCUGUAAUUACUCAUUGUUUCUGGAUACUCCUUGUGAAAAACCCUUCAUUGCUUAGACUUCACAAUAUGCUCAAUACCCCAGAGAAAUCUCUAUGCACCAGGGGAGUGAUACUGGCUCACGCCUAUAUAGCUGUUAACUUUUACCUGACGUUUUUUUUUAUGAGGCGCUUCUUCAUUUUCAUAUUCACUGUACAUAAAGUGAAGUUUUUCGGCACUUUGCCCAGAAUCAUCAGAGCAGAGCUGAGCAGUAGGGAAAUGUUGUAGAGUAGUGAAUGGAGCAGAGAGCUGAGGACGAGCCAGGAGUGUCGGGUCUUUAAACCUUUACACUUCUAUUUCAUUUUUCUGUUCGCUGAAUCAGAAAAUGUGAUUAAUAUGCGGCGUAUCAGAGCAGUUCGGGGUCUUGUGACGACUUCGGGACUACAUUAGAGUCUGUUUGUUUGUUACAAUGAGUAAUAAGAACAAUCCAUCAACUUCUGCACUUAAAUUCUCAUGGAAGUGUUUAUUAUUCAAAUACGGGUUUAUUUAAGGUUUUAGCUGAACUGUGCAUGUCCUGACUUGAACAGCAAGUGUCGAAUGACUGCUUCACAAGAUUUGGUGUGAUAAAUCUGACACCCUGUUUGCCUUUCCAGAUUGCUGUGUGGAACUCAUACAAAGGGAUGAACCUGACGGAGUCCCACCGAGACAAGAAUAACAAUGUGACAGACUCUCUGGCCAACAGGACUCUUAUUGUCACUACGAUUCUGGUGAGAAGGAAGGUUAAACAGAGGAGAGCAUAAAAAGGAGGAAAUGGGCAUGUGAGAUGUGAAGAGUGCAUGUAAGAGGGAAGCACAAGAGAAUAAGAGGACUCUGAACUGGAGAGUUUAGAUGGUGGAAAUAAGGAUUUUCAAAAUUUUGUCUCAUUUUGCACAAAAAAAAAAAGUUUAACUCCAUUGUAGGUUUUAAAUUCAUUUUUAAAAUAUUCAAAAACUCAGAUUCAAAGACACUGGAUUUGUUUGAUUCUCCAUUCAAGCUUACUCAGAUCUGAUAACUCCGCUUAGUUUACCAUUAACUGCAAAAGCAUCAAGAUGUUGAAAUUCGAGCACAAAAAGAAGAUGAUUUUUAUCUUGGUUUUGCAGGAAAACCCAUAUGUGAUGUACAAAAAGUCAGAUAAGGAGCUGUCUGGAAAUGACCGUUUCGAGGGUUACUGCCUGGACCUCCUGAAAGAGCUCUCCAACAUCUUGGGUUUUACGUAUGAAGUCAGACUGGUUGGUGAUGGGAAAUAUGGAGCCCAGAAUGACAAAGGAGAGUGGAACGGGAUGGUGCGGGAGCUUAUUGACCAUGUGAGUAAUGGCAGGGUGACUGAUCACUGUUAUAUCAGAUAGAAUGGAAGGAUAUCAGGAUGGAUGGAUGGAUGGAUGGAUGGAUGGAUGGAUGGAUGGAUGGAUGGAUGGAUGGAUGGAUGGAUGGAUGGAUGGAUGGAUGGAUGGAUGGAUAGAUAGAUAGAUAGAUAGAUAGAUAGAUAGAUAGAUAGAUAGAUAGAUAGAUAGAUAGAUAGAUAGAUAGAUAGAUAGAUAGAUAGAUAGAUAGAUAGAUAGAUAGAUAGAUAGAUAGAUAGAUAGAUUGAUAGAUAGAUUGAUAGAUAGAUCGAUAGAAAAACACUGAAAAGAUAAUGGAAAAACAAGACAUAAACAAUAUAUACACAUGAAAACUUAAAUAGAAUACCCAUAAUGAAUUUUAAAUGGUAUGUUAAAUGGGUUCAAUGGUAACUUUUCAGGGAAAAAGAAGUGAUAUAUGAAAUAAGAGCUUUUGUAAACUUACCAACUCUGUGUAAAAGUUUUGAACACAAAAUCCUCCAGAAACAAAAUGUAAGUAGAAGUAUUACUAGAUAAACCUUGGUAUCAGAAUUAACCCUUCAUUCAUUUCUGAUAUAAUCCCACAGUCCGUCUGUAAUCUUCAUUUGAAAAUCUUAAAACAGAUGCCAACUUGUCUGUAAUUCCUAUAAAGCCAGAAUAGCGUUCAACUGCUUGCAGUCAGGACUUUAUUUUUCUGUGCUGUGUUUACGUCUGCAGUUUAAAUUUUAAUAUUUAUUGGACCUUUCAAUCCCCUGGGUAGGUCUCAGUUCAACAGUGAGUAGACACUAAUUCACUUCACUCUGGCUUGUUUCAGUGGUAUAAACCAAAAUAAUAUAAAACCCAUAGUAAUCUGUGUGUUCUGACUGCACAGUCUGCUUUUUCUGCACACACAAAAGCCAGCUUUUACGUGAAUGGUCAUUACACUUACUGUAGAUGAUAAACUAGAAGAUUCCUCCUGCAAAAGUCAGAUUUACUAUUUCUGUCGUGUCACACUUACACAUACAUAUUUUACUUUAUUACAGCUUGAAAUGGAGAAACUUUUGGCUACUCAGCAAGUUAUUUUAAUGGUCUCCGAAUGGUUAGUCAGGCAUGCUCAUAAAGAUUUGAGGUCUGGAGAGAUGAUAGUUAGGUAGGAAAAAGGAUGAAAAUCAACCGCACAAGUUUUCGUAUUUUAUGUCUUUUUGUAUCAGUAAAUAAGUUUGUUUUCCACGUCUUGUUUGUGAAACAGCUGGAAAACAUCUAACUUCAACUAAACAUGAAGUCUGAUCCUAACCUUAAAGCAGAGAAACACCUUAAGUACACAUAUUAAGAACACAACACAGUCAAUUUCAAGAACUCAGGAUUUGUACAUGUCAGUGCAGUGUGUGAUUAGAUUUAUUUUUAGAUUCGAUUAGAUUUUCUACAAUGCAAACCAAAACUAAAACCAAAUAUAUUUCCAGAAUAUCACAAGUUAAGCUAAGUCAGAUGAAGAUCCACCUCUUGAUGCGCUCCUGAAAAUAAUGUGCAGGGAUAGAUUUUCUUGUUAAUUAUUCCAGGCUAAUGUGGAAAAGGGAAAUAAGUGUAUCAUUAAGUUCAGAAAGCAGCCCGUGGCAGCAUCGUCUGUUAGCAGAGUGAUGUGUUCACAGACCCACAGACCAGGGGAAUGAUGUUUUAUUCAUUUGGUAGAUACAGUGUAUUGGCACUAUCUCCCCCUGGCAAUUUAAACACAGCUUUCUAAAGGCAGGUUAUAGUCAGAAAUUAUGUGCGAUUUUUACUUCUACAUAUUAAUAGUUUAAAUUGGCCCAGAGGCUUUUUACAUUAAUUAGUUUAGAGUUACCUCUUGCUCCCUUACUCUACCAGCGCAAUAUAAUCAAUUCUGUUGUGUUAUAUUGCGUUUUAUCCACUUACUUCUUUGUGUGACAUAAAUAAUCCUAUAUUUCCUAUUCAUUUGGAGUAGAUUUACCCUGAAACUGAUGAAUCGGUUUGUUCUUAUGCUUUUUUAAGGUUGCAGAUCUGGCUGUGGCUCCCUUGACUAUCACCUAUGUUCGAGAGAAAGUCAUCGACUUCUCCAAGCCCUUCAUGACUUUAGGAAUCAGCAUCCUGUACCGCAAACCUAACGGCACAAACCCGGGCGUGUUCUCAUUCCUGAAUCCCCUGUCUCCAGACAUUUGGAUGUAUGUCCUGCUAGCCUGCACAGGAGUGAGCUGUGUGCUCUUUGUGAUUGCUCGGUAAGAGGUUGGACUGAAAUAUUCAAGCAAGGUGUUUUUUUUUUGUGUUUUUUUUUCCAGGAAAAGUCAGAAGGAUGCCUGCUCUGAGCCUUGAUGUACCAAAUUCAUGUGACAGGAAUCCCAAAUAGCUUGGUCUAAUUGGCAUGAUUGUACCUCAACGAAUUUGAAAUGUUGCGUGGCUAUUCUAAAAUAACAAAAUUACGCUUUCAGCUGCCAGAUUGGCUUUCAGUGCGGUCGUGAAGUAGCUGGGAGUAAUUGUAAGUUCGCUCUUCACUCCCUCUCAGGUAGUGUGUAAAAGCUCUACCAGCAGGUUGCAGCCAGAGACCCAUAACUGAGAUUUACAAUUGUGAAAUUAAAGUGUGGAGUGUGCCGGAUAAGUGAAGAGGCAUUCUGCUGUCAUGCUACAAGUCGAGCUUCGCUGUUACUCAUAGAUCAGACUGUGCUUUUAAGAAUUUGCAUGUUUCCAUCUGGGUUUGACAUGUAAUUUUCAUCUGCUUUUUUUCUCUGUCUAUAUUGAUUUGCAGGUUUACUCCAUAUGAGUGGUACAACCCUCAUCCAUGCAACCCGUCCUCCACUCUCAUUCAGAACAAUUUCACUUUACUCAACAGUUUCUGGUUUGGCAUUGGGGCCCUCAUGCGACAAGGUAAUUAGUGAUUCUGAUCAGAAUUUAUCAAAUAUUUGUGAAUUGAAUAGAUACUUUUUUGCAAUAGAGUAAUAUGAUUAUCUUUCCACUUCUGCAGGGUGCCUAACCCUGUGUGCAUAGUUAUCGUAGAAGUAUCUGUUGUUUCUGAUUUUGAAUCUGCCUGUUUUACUGGCAGCUGGCAUUGAUGCUUCCCUUUUCAUUUUGUUUUUGUGUAAUAAGAGUCAGCAAACAUCUUUUAGCCACCAUCUGGCAGUCGAAUCAAGUAACGACUAGUAAAAUAAAUGGAAAAAUAUUGUUUGGACAAUGUUAUUGUAGAAGGAACUUCUGAUCCAAAAUCUCCCUAGAUGUCUUUCCAAUGCCAUCAAAAGGGAUUAAGAUUAUUAUUAAAAAUACAUCUGCUUAAUGAAAUGUCAACUCCACACCUGGUUAGGCUUUGCCCAAAACACAGGUCAGGUGUAAGGAAAGAUCCUAGAAAGUUAUUCUUCAUCGAUGGUUUUGCAUGAAAAAAGCUGAGACUUGGUUUAAAAUGACAAAAAAAUAAAUAAACUCAGCUGAUAAUGAGUGACAGACACAAAACUUGAGAGUGCUUCAACUGAGCAAUAGCUAUUGGCAACCAGGAUAUCCUGUGGGUUAGAGCAGUCACCACAUCAGAACUAAUAUGAUGAUAAAUCUUGGACUUUGGUAAAGGUUUAGAUUUUGUCAGGUUUUGGGGGUUACAACAAACAACAACAGCAAAGACCACUUGCUUUCUUUCUUCAGAGCACUGUACCGUUCUUCUAAUAAAGUCUGUACCACUCGGCUCUAAGCUGUUUAUAUUACAACAUCAAUCCUCGUCUCCUAUUUUCGGCAAAUUUUCCUCCCAUGUAGCCUGGAUCCAGUUCUCAUGAAUUGCAACCAGAUACUGUCAUAAGAAUUAUGUAGCAAUUCUCGGGGACUUGACCUCCCCUAUGGCAAGAGAUUUGAGCGGGAUAAGUCCCUCAUGUCUGAUUGGACGAACAACAAACCCACUGACAACACCAAUCCACAGCAAAAAAUAGUGAUUCAGAUGAAAACUUGUGCUGACAACAAGUAACAUUUUGUCAAAUUUAGGUGAACAGCAUGAAGACCUUUUUUUUUCCUGAUCUGUGGACCAGAUUACUGAUAAGGCUUCAAAGCUCUGUGUCCCGCUGAUAGAAGCAGUAUUUAUAUUAUCCAUCCCAUAGUCUUAUCACAGACAGGCUCAGACAGGUUUUAAAGGGAUGGUAAUGCAGGCUUUAAAGGCAUGUGCAUGUGUGUGCGGUGUGUAUAACUCACCUGUUUGGUGUCCUUGAUCUUUAUGUGAGGUGUUGUAGCUGAGAGAGACUGAACCUUAUUUAAACAACGCUUGACGGCACAUCGAAUAUGGUUAUUGUAGUCUUCAGUUAAACUAAUCUUUCAUCAUUUCUUCUUCAGUUAGGAAAACUGGAAGAAAAGGGCACAUUGUUCUUUUAGUUAUGUCUUUCCUGGCAUGAUGUUUGCACUUAUUUCCCUCAUGUUCAAAUUUAUUUCGUCUGGUAUGUCUUUCAAGAUGUUAGUUUUUGUUCUGUCUGCUGUUCUGCACCAGUCUAUAUUUUUUGCAACUUGCUGUGCUCAAAGAAAGAAACUCAGAGGGAGGAAAAUACACAAACUAUGAUGAAGAACUGCACAAUUCAUCAUUUUGGUCAGGAGUAGAAAUCCAAUAGGGACUCCUAUGUGAUUUCAGCUAUAAAGAUAACCCCUUUAAAACUUGGGCCCUUGACUUUCCUCUGAGAGAGUAUAAAUCUUUUAUACUUUAUUGUGUUGUGUUUGAGGAGGACACUUUUAAGUACACAAACCAGCAAUAAAUGUUUCCAUUUUUGGUUGUGAUAUACUAUACACUGGCCAUUUUUAACCUUCACCUCACGACUAUAUUUCCAGGUUCAGAGCUGAUGCCGAAAGCUCUGUCCACUCGAAUAGUCGGGGGUAUCUGGUGGUUCUUUACCUUAAUCAUCAUUUCCUCCUACACGGCCAACUUGGCUGCCUUCCUCACUGUGGAGCGAAUGGAUGCGCCCAUCGACUCAGCAGACGACCUGGCCAAGCAGACAAGGAUUGAAUACGGGGCAGUGAGGGAUGGAUCCACCAUGACCUUCUUCAAGGUAAAAACAGUGGAGGGGCUGAAAAAGCUUUAUACUUGAAGUCACGAUAAAGGUGAUGGACUGCUGAAGAUUUCAAAUUGUUUUAAAACAUUAAAGUUCCGGUUGGGAGUUUUAACUGGUUAUGGAAAGAAUACAGAAAUCUAUACUGCAGCCUCUGUACAACCUAUCAAGGGGGAAACGAUAGUUAGAGAUUGUUCAUUCGGAUUCAUCUGACAAUUAAAAAAGCAAGAUACGAUUUGCUUUGUCCGUAGACUCUUAUCAUGUAUGUAUUGGACAAGAUUGGCACAGAGAUUGCAGGUUACACUUUAAAGCCCCUAUGAAGAACUUUCUGUCUGUGUUGACUUCAGCGCCCCCUGUGGACAAAGCUUUAACCCUAAUAUUGCGGCUGAUUUUUUCUGGUCCUUGUAAAGUGGUGUUAAUUGCAAAAAAUCUGUAUUAAUCGACAUGAAUGUUUGCAGUGUGAAAAGUGAUAAAGUGUUUUUCUUUUUAGCAUACCUAUCUACUCACAGUAGUUAAAGACGUUGAAAGUUAUAAAGAAACUGUCAAUCUUGACACUGAUGGUUUCAUUUGCUUUUGUCUUUCGUAGAGAUACUUUAUUGCUUAUUUCAGUGGGGUUGCCGAAAUCUAAAAACAGUCAAUCAAAGACGUUUUUAGUUGUAAAUCUUGUCAAAUUAUGUUGCACACACUUGGAUAUCCUAAGUGCAGCCCUGGAAGUGAGGUCCAUGAUUGAAUUCUGAUAGUAAAUACAUCAAUUCCUUGUAAAGCGAUCAAUGUCUAAAACAUUUUUGGGCUUUAUUUAGAGAGUACAGGUCAAUUGGCAGCAGGGAGUGAUAUGCUGGAAACACACUGCCAGUGUGUUUGGGGUCUGCUCAGACUGCGAGGCCAGUGGUGUCCCAGCUUGGCUUAGAUGAACUGAGUAUUGAGGCCCAUAUAGCCAAGCAGUUCAUCAGCGUCCCACAUACGCAGACGGUCAGGUUCAGUUCCACCCUGCGGCCUCUUUCCUGUAUGUCAUUUCCUGCCCCCUACCCUGUUCCCUGCUUUAUCCGCUGCCCUCUCUCUUUCAUUUAAUACCAGAAAACCCUAACAUACAUCUAAAAAAGAAAAGAAGUGUGUAUUAAAUUCUGGCAUCUGAGAGGAACUUUUAAAUGAGCCAAUUCUGACACCUCCCUAGUGCUGGCAGCUCUAGACAUUUAAAAUCAAUAUAAAAACAUAAUCAGUCUUAAUACUGAUGGUCUUCUUUGCCUUUUUAUGUCAGAUUAAGGCAUCAGUAAAAAUGUCAGACUAUUUUAUAACCGUCUAAAACCUCCUAACUGGAGCUUCAAGUAUAUGAUAUUAAGACAUCAAGUGUAUGAGUGUCAAAAAAAAGUCCUCUAAUUGUGGUUUACCCCAGUUCUGUCAUCUUUGUCUCACUUAACUUUAAUGGGUCUGAGUCAGUGCCUUCACUUACAUAAAAUCAGAGUUGCUGUAUCUGCCCCAUCAUCCUGGAUUUUCACAUGAAAGAUGAAAACCUAAGGAUGUAGGCGAAGAAAACAUUUGUGUUUAUUUUAAUUAAGGGGAGCAUAGAUGCACCAAGAGUUGAGUAUAGGAAGUAAAUAAGACAGGAAGCUUGAAGGAUUCAUAUCAAGAGCAUUGAUGGUAACAUUUGGCGGUUAAACAUAGGUUAACUUUUUAGUUUGUUUCUCAUAAUGUAUCACUACGUUAAUGUCCUCUGGCAGAGCUGUCGCUUCCUUCCCCCCUACUGCCACCCACUCACCCUGCAUCCUGGUGGCUCAGCGGGGGUGAUCCAUGGAGGGCUUUAUCCUCCCAGAUUGCAGCCAGUGAUUACGGCUGCCUGGAUAGGAAGAAGCAGGCUGUGUUGAUGGCUUGAACAAAUUGAAUCAGCUGGAGGAGAUUAAGAACACAGCUGUCCCAUUUUUUCUGACUGAGCAAGUGGGGACACAUGUGUAUACUGCAAGACACACACUAUAAGAAAGAUUGAAGAGUCCCAAACAUCCUGCUCGAAAAACACAUGUUUUCAAAAGCAUUUGAAAUAAAGUUUCAUGUAUGUUGUGUAUGGGCACAGCCAAAAACUUGCAGAUAAACAAUGUGAGUUUGAAAUGUUUAACACUUCUAAUCAUCUCGUCAGAAAUCAAAGAUCUCCACCUAUGAGAAGAUGUGGGCGUUCAUGAGCAGUAGGAAGAACACCGCUCUUGUCAAGAACAACAGAGAAGGCAUCACGAGGGUUCUGACAACAGACUACGCCAUGCUGAUGGAGUCCACGAGCAUCGAGUACAUCAGUCAGAGAAACUGCAACCUCACUCAGAUUGGAGGUCUGAUAGACUCCAAGGGCUACGGAGUGGGAACCCCCAUCGGUAAGAGAUCAAAUACGGACACACUGUAAUGACUAUACCAUAGGGAACCACAGGAUUCAUUAGAAGUCAUUUGGGUCUAAGGGAUGCUGCUUUGACUAUAGUUUCAGUAUUCGCUAAUCUGGGAUUUGGCCCAACUCAAUAGGCAGUCAAUCUAAGCAGAUGAGCAAAGGCGGUGAAUUCCACUGAAAUGGUUUACUGUUCAAUGAAAUCUUAAGUGGUUUAUCUUGAAAAAGAAAAGGGGUAAAAAGGAUAUUUUAUUCCAAACCUCAAAGUAAAUCAACUAUUUCUGGUCUAACAAAGGCAUUAUUGUAAACAAAUCCUGGAAUAAGGACAUAACUAAUCCACAACAGAAUCCAAUACACCAAAUUAAUCAGGAACUUCUCAGAGACGAUAUCAUGUACAUUUGAAAGCAAGGAAAGCUUCAUCGCUCUCUAGGAAGUUGAUGCAGGUAGAAUAAAUAAUGUUUUUCUCUGGUCCCUCUAUUUCCAGGUUUGUGUUGGAAUAAAAUGAACAAAAAAGACAACUGGUCAAGAUGUAAAUUGGUAUUUUCAGACUCUGCAAAAAUACUUGUAUUCUUUUUAAACUAUUUUAUAACUUAAGAGUCAAAAACUAAUAUUUGGCCAAUUUAAUUAAUCUCAUGACUAAUUAAGCUUUUAUAUAUUUUGACAUGUUCCCUAACAGUCUACACUGACACAAAAAUUCAAACCCUGAGCUAACGCUGUUUUUAGGUGAUCACCAGUAACUCAUUCACUUGAAUAAGGUUAGCGUUUGUUAAAAUACAGCAAACACUGGAAUAGAAUGGACUCUAUUGCUGUAGAGAUGUUAAGUUUAAGGACAACUUUUGAGGAGUCUCUUGCCUCUUUCAAGAACUCUAUAUUCCACACAUAUCCAAAACGUUUUGUUGAAGAUAAUCACUGACAUUGACAUAAAAAAGUAGAGUUUUCUUUGUAACCUCCACAGAGUUUUUUAGCAUUCAUCGCCUGUUUCCUGCAGUAAGCUGCAAACAUUUUGCCGCUGAGACUUUGAAAAACAGGCCUUACAUAAGUCGCAGUCACACAAGUUUUUCAGUGAGUGGUAAAAUGCUCUGAAGGAUUUCUGAUAGAACCUCUGCAACCAAAGACACAAACUUCAUAUAUUCACAUUUUGUAUUUUCAUUCGUGAGGAGUUUCAGUCCAGAGCAGUUGUGCUCAAACAUGCAAAAAUCCUGCCAUUAAAAAACUCUGCCAGCUGUUCAGAGCAAAUGUUCAAGUAAGAUUUCAGGCCAGUUCGUUGGCCUGAAAAACUUCAACUGGAAGCAAGUCAACUCGCUGGACCGCAGGCUGUACUGUUGGAUGUUUACUUAAGCUGUGCUUAACAUCUUAUAUCCCUCGUGUGUUUACUCUCCUCUCUCAAAGUGUUCUUCGGUCUUUUUUUUGUUUAUCUUAAAAUGUUUUCCUCCUCAGAUGUCUGACUCAGUGUAGAAAUAGUAUUUUUCUCAUUUUUGAAAGUAGGAUAACUGGGCUGAGCACAACUUUUCCUCAAACACCCUCCACCUUUUAUUAAUGAGUCCCCAUCCAUUUAUUCUUUAAAGGGUUAUGACAAACAAUAAAAAUGAUGUGCCCAUGCAGUUAAUAUAUAUGGAUACCAUGACAUAUCAACCUGCUAUAAUAUAGUUACUAUAUCCUAAAUUAGCUCAUGAACAUUUGGCCUCUUAUGUGCUUUACAUGUUAGUUCAAUAUCUAUUUCCUCCUUAAGGAAAAAUGUUGUACAAAGAGCUACUUAUGCAUACACAUCAGAGUGUAAGGUUUAAUGACGGCCAACACAGGAUAUAAGAAUGUCUUUGUUACAGCCCAGCAGAUGGAAAAUAAGCAGAUCCUCCUCAGGAAAUUCAGCUGGCUCUGCCCCCUCUUGUUGUGGGCAUUGGUGCUGCUAAUCCAGCCCAGUCUGAUACAGAGCUAUGGGUGGUUUCACCGACACCAUUUGUCUUGAUUCAGCCUGGUGCAAACAGCAAAAAACUAGCAAGCUUGAUCCAAAGCUAGACUGCAAGGUCCAGUCAUGACUUUGCUGGGAAGCUGCCCUGUGUCAGAACCAUAGACUGUGUGGUCAGAACCUUUCCCUCCAAAUAAUCAUUUCUUUUCUCUCUUGUUUUUCUUGAGUUGCUCUCCUCAGCAAAGGUUCAUGUUCGGGUUAAAGACAUGUUUCAAAACUAAACACAGCUUAAGAGAAACCUCUGAAGCACCCUGAGGUGUACCCUCAAGAAAAAUGCAGCCGUGCUUUGGCUGUGCUGACAACCUAAAUACUAAAGAGUAUGCUGGAGGAUACUGUGAAAAAUAAAGGGGAAUUUCUCCUUUUGUCAAACCUGAUAAAAACGGUUUAAUUCCUUAAUGUCUUUGACCCUACCUUGUCUCCUGCAAUCACCUGAUUUCUGAUGUGCUUUUUUUACCAGUGUUGAUAUUCCUGCCUUGUCUUGUUCUGCAGUUGUUUCCUCUUCCCGUGUCUUUCCCCUGAGCACCCACUACUGACAGAUGUAUCUGUAAUCUGCUUCAUCUCCAUCCUGUCCUCCUUCCUGCAGGCUUUUUCCCUCUAAUGCAGCAUCUCAGGUCCCAGUCUAUCACCUUAGAACAGUCUCAUCAUUCUGCUGUGACCACCUCCUCACAGUUCUCACAGACUGUGGCUAAAGCUUAUUCAUAUAAGGCUUAGUUCUGCUUCACUAAUCUAAGCUAGGCUGAGGUAGCUGCUUCUACAAAAGGAAACAUCACUCCAUUCAGAUAUAAGGACAUCCUGGCUUGUAUAUUGUAUUAAGUCUGUUCCUUCUAGUCAUAUUGCAACAAAUUACACAUUUUCCUCAAAAGGACUCUAUAUUUUUCUCUAUCCCUGAUUCAGAUGAAAAUAAAAACCUAAAAGGUAACAGCCGAAAGAUUGGAUGGACAUGGUUAUUGUGCAGCAUCAGGUAGAUACAGACGAGAGUAAAGGCUUUUGAACAAAUUGUGCAUUAUGGGUAAAGUACAUAUAGUCUGUAGUGAAGAUGUGCACUCUCUUUUCAUAUGUAGGUUGUUCUUUUUUUUUUUCUUUUCCUUUUUCUGUGUUUAUUUGUCAAGAUGUGAUCACAGCUAAAUGCAACAUAACGCUCCUUUUGGGAAAGUUGUACAAUUGUAAAAUAUCAAAUCAUAUCAUACUGUAGCUUAGCGUAUCAUACAAAAUCAUACUGUAUCACAUCAUAUUACAUUGUAUUGUAUUGUUUCUUGUCCUACUGUACUGUAUAUUAUGGUAUCACGCCUACAGUAUCAUCCUGUACUGUAUUGUAACAUAUCAUAUUGUGUUAUCAUGCCUUACCUUUUAUCAUAUCCUGUUGUGUGCUAUCAAAUUAUAUUAUAUCAUCAUAUAUCAUAUAUCAUGAUGCAUCCUAUCCUAUUCUUUCCUAUCCAAUCAUAUUCUAUCUUCUUGUAUCCUUCUCACUCCUCAUAUCACACAUCACAUCAUAUCAUUCUGUAUGGUAAUAUACUAUAGCAUAUUGCAUCAUAUAGUAUCCCACCUUUUCGUAUCAUGUCGAAUCAUAUUUUAUUGUGUCGUAUCCUAUCGUAUCCUAUCGUAUCUUACACAUCGUAUCCUAUUGUAUGGUAUUGUAUGGUAUCGUAUCGUAUCACAUCGUAUCACACCGUAUCAUAAAGUAUUGUAUCAUUUUGUAUUGUAUCUUAUUACAUCGUAUUCUAUUGUAUCGUAAAGUAUUGUAUCAUAUUGUAUUGUAUUGUAUUACAUCGUAUCCUAUUGUUUUGUAUCGUAUCACACCGUAUCGUAUUGUAUUGUAUCGUAUUGUAUUGUAUCGUAUCGUAUCGUAUCGUAUCAGAUCGUGUCGUAUUGUAUUUUAUCGUAUCAUACCUAAUCAUAUAUCAUAUUUUAUCGUAUCGAAUCAUAUUGUGUUGUAAGGUAUUGUAUUGUAUCCAAUUGGUAUUGCGUUGUAUUAUUUCUUAACAAGUAAUUGUGAUGAUACUAUUACGUCAUGCCGCACUGCAUUCAAUUAUUCAGGACUUUGUCAGACCCUGUUGGAUCACAUUAUAUUGUAUUGCACUGCAUUAUAUUGUAGCUAACUUUAAGAAUUCUUACUAUUUAUCAAGGAGAAGACAGCAAGUGUACAAAUAUGCAGUCAUGCUUGCAUUCUGAGUAGCAAUGGGAAAUAAAAAUGUAAAUUUAGAUGAGAUGAAAUUAGAAUUCGCAGUUGAGAUAUUCUCAAAUGCAUGUACAGUCAUGCAUUUUGUCACCCAUGUCAACUCUGUUCUUAAAGUAAACACUUGAAAUUUCUGAGUUAAAAAAUCAUGUUUGUUAAAAAGAGGACAUAGUGGGAGUUUCUCCAGCAUGGCUGAUGUCCUUUAUUUUAUGGCCAUGGAAUUUGUAAUUAUUUGUGUGAAAAAAUGUUGAACAAGCAGGAGCAUGUAAUUGUUCUAAUGUCUCUUAUUUUGCAUUCUGUCCUGCCAGGUUCUCCAUACAGGGAUAAAGUGACCAUAGCCAUCCUCCAGCUACAGGAGGAGGGGAAGCUGCACAUGAUGAAGGAGAAGUGGUGGAGAGGCAACGGCUGUCCAGAGGAAGACAACAAGGAGGCUAAUGCUCUGGGUGUGGAGAACAUUGGCGGUAUCUUCAUUGUCCUGGCUGCUGGUCUGGUUCUUUCUGUGUUUGUGGCCAUCGGGGAGUUCAUCUACAAGGCCCGCAGAAACGCAGACAUAGAAGAGGUGAGUAAAGAUGUAAAGCUGCUGAUCUCCUUCAGAGGGAAAUGAAAUCUAUUUUUUGAUCCAGCAUAAAAUGUAGAAUUUAUCUUCAUCUAUGAGAGACUGUUUAAAACCCCAAAUCAGAAAAUAUAUGCUAAUUUAUUCCAUCAUCCAUAACUUUGUUUUUUGCUAAUUAAUUUUUUAAUUAAAGUGCUUUUCAGAUGUUAUUUGAUGUAAUGAAAUUAAUUCAAUAAAACAUUGUUGGUAAUGUUUAUGCUUGCUGUCUCAAAUUGUAACAAGAUUAGAUGAAUUUUUAUGGCACGAAUCUGUUCCUGACAGUGUCGGACUACAAGGGCUGGUUUUAAUCAUAGCAAAGAUGGGGUUAGUAAGCAGCUCAAGGGGACAGACAACUAGACAGCUUACUCACUUUUAUUUUUUAACCUUAUUUUUUUCUCAUUUUGGUGUAAGGUGUCACUGAUGGUUCAUUAGAGUAGAAACAAGCUUGAACUCUUGCUCUCUAUUCUGUGAAAAACAAUCCAGUGCACGUGAUCAAUUUCUUUGCUCUUGCUUUUGUAUGUUAAUUUGUUUUUCUUUUAGUUUUAACCUCUUCAAAUAUGUGUUUCCAUCCCUUUUUUGUCAUUUGUCCUCUUCCCUAUUCUUUCUUUGCAUGCUCCUGUCAGGCUUUUUGUUUCUUUUAUGGGGUGCAGUCCCGUCAGUUCCAGCGAAGGGGCUCCACUUCUUCAUCUGGCACCUCCUUAUCCACUGAUCUGGAGAGCGGCAGGCUACUGGGAGAUGACACAGACUAGUCAUGGCAGCACAUUUACAACAUUAACAUACUCUAGAUAAUAGGUUUGUAAUUGGGUAUUCAUGUCUCUGCUGAUGAUGAAAAUACUCCUCUUGUACCAGCUCCUAUCACCCCUGCCUCACACUGUUUCCUCCAAAAUGUCUUUUUCUUAUUAAUAAUAUUUUAAGCAGCAGGAUACACAGACUAUAAUGUCACAGGAAGUGCCAGACUUAAAACAAUAAGAGUUUCUGCAUGCAGCACAAGCGUCAUUGUUCAUUUCAACACAAAUCAGUCGUCAUUUUUGCACCCAGUACCCACGCUUAGUGAGCUUGUGCCAGCCUGUGGGUUUUGUGGUCAGGUGCAAAACAGAUGACAGGAAUCUGGCCAGUCAGUUCAUACAAUUAAGUAGUUAGAACAGUGACAUGGCAUGUUUUAGGGGCACAGUAGAGGGAGGAGGGUUAAAUAUGCUGGCCUGGGUCCAGUCUAUCAAUGUAAAAAGGCUCAAAUCUGUUGUGUAAUAUUCCCAUCUACAGAUGUACCUGAAUCCUGAAGGGGAUGAGAGCAAACACACUGAUUGAUUUUAUUCAUGCUUUGCCCACCAAAGCAUAAGGGAGUCUGUACAAGCUCUCCACUCCCUCACUUUGAGCCCAGACUAUACAUCCUUUAAAUAGCGAAUAGGGAUCAAACAUUUCCUAAUCUUUUGUGCCAGCAUUUUACCCAAUGCUUUUAAGAUCUUUUGAAUAGGGCCUUUUUUCUAUAGGCAGGCACUGAAGCUUCACCUCCUUAUACCCGCAGAAAACCAUUCUAGUUAUUGACAACCUUAAAAUUUUCUUAAAACUUGUAAAUUAUUUAAUGUAAUCUGAGUCACCUGUUUGCAAUAUUUUCAGCCAAGAAAUAUUGAUAUUCAGGAUCAUGAAUACAAAUGUGGAAUUUCAGUUCAGCAGAGAGCUCCACAGUGCUGCCCUGCUGUUUUCUUGCUCGCAGCCCUCCAGUACCAGCCCACAAGUUUUGCUUUAUUCGAUAAGUCUGUCUCAGAAGGCGCCGGAGUACACUUUAGAAGCAGACUUUGAAUGCCUUGUGGGAAAUCAAAAGACAGGCGUAGUUAUUUGAAUAUUUUCCUCCUCAUUAAGCUCGUUAGCAGACUGGUUUGGUUCGCUGAAAUUUGGAUAACGUUGAUGGAACAACAUAACGUGUUAGGCUCAGACGUCCCCUGACAACAGAUCCAGGGUUGAAGUAAAGUUGGGAUUUCUUGCAGACCCUCUGGUGAGUGCAGGAUGAGAACUGCAGCCAUGAUGGAUGAGGUUACAGACUCUUACUGCUCCCCUUGAAUGACCUUGUUAGCUGUAGCUGCAAAAUCAAACUCUCUAAAAAGUAUGUAAGAAACAUUAAGAAUUGAUUUUGCAAAAAGGAGUCAUUGAUGCUACUAUUCAUAAACCAGUACAUGGGUAUUAAACAAAUUAGAUGCUUAACUUCAUUAAGUUGAAGUCAACAGUGUUUUUAAAUGGGAUGUCUUUAAUUCUUUGCAUUUAUUUGUCCAAAGAUAAAUCUGAAACUGCAUUCUUUAGAAAACUACCAAUAGUUAAAUAUUGAAGAAAACAAUCAGGAAUUGAUUCUUUACUUAAUUUGUAUUGUCAGAAGUUUCAGUGUUGUACCAAAUUUGUAAAAUACAUGCAUUAUGUCCUCAGUUUGCUCCUUUAUCUCAAGCUUAAAGACCCCGGUUCAGUAUGAGGUAGGUUUGCUCACUGAUUCUCAGCUUUACUAGCAUUCGUGGGAAACCCUGCAGGAAGCCGAAUUCAAUCGAGAAGCCUUGGGCGAAGCCUGAGGAUGAAAGAAGGAGACCUUCCAAGGUCCUUGGGUGCUAAAACCAGCAGAUAAAGGGUGAUGACUCUGUGUCAUGAAUGGUAAUUCAAUAAAUACAAUUAUUUGCAACCUCCUCAGAAGAAAAAAAAAUGAAAGAUGAACAAAUAUGAUUGAAGAUCGAUGAAAAGAAUGUGGAGUGGUGUUUUUAGUGAGAUAAAUUUUAGCUGGCCCUCUCUAUGAUCAUUACAGAUAAUUAAAGUAUAAAUUUGCAACCUCCUGCAUUAGCAUGUGGCACAGCAGAGGCUGUUAAUUUUUUUUAAUGAGUAAUUGGAUUUUUCGUAAUGAGACAGCAGACUUUUACAACUCUUUUAUGUAAUUUAUGUGUGUUUUGUCAGUCUUGGGAUUUGUCUGGUCUGACUUUUGAGCUAACUUGCAAUCUGGAUGGAUUAACUGUCAUUACCGUAGCUCUUAACCAAACUUAUGCUGGAUGCAAUAAGUAGCACUUUUUAUAUAAUGGCACAUUCAUGCAAUCUGUUCACUCCGGCAAGAGUUUAUAAAGCUGAUAAUCACAUUAAAUGAAAUGAACUUGAUUGAGAUCUUAAACCAGGCUUUUAUUGUUUUCUCUUUUGGCAGUGUGUGUCCUUUAGUGCCAUGAUGGAGGAGUUGGGCAUCUCUCUGCAGUGUUACAAAGGUGUCCGGCGAAGGUCUCGACCCCACAGUGUAGCGAAGUCAGCUUGUAUCUUCUGUCAACCCAAACGCCCCUCAAAGCGGGAGGGAGGGAGACGAGACUCCAGCACGUGAGCCUUGGAUCUAUAAACUGUUGGAGCGUAGACCAGAGACUGAUGUUUGGUUGCUUUCCACUCCUCAGAUUUUAUUUUUUUUUUUUGUGGGAAAACUGGACGAUAUGACACAGUUUUACUCCUCUCAUCCCUGUCUUUAUACUGUAUGUGUAUGGAUAAAAGAUCACGCAUUAUACUGUAGAUGUAGUUUACAAAGUCUUCGCCUUGUAUCAACAUAUCUAAUGUUCAGACAGAUGAUGACUACUGAAUGAAAGCUCUCUUAUAUCAUUAAUGUUCCCUCACAAUGCACUGUCCUGAGCAGUAUGCAGAGUUGAAUCUGCACACUUUAUAGAUACACUGGCUGUGUAGGUGUGCGAAAACUUCACUGAUUUUCAGAGUAAAAGAUUUUUGCAUUUUUUAAACCACUGUCUGACUUGUUGUUGUUCAUGGUUGUUGGGCACGUUUCUGUGUGUGCCCACUGGCAGGUGGCAAAGUAGCUUCAGAGUGGAUUGCUGAGCCAACCCUGGCCAGAGAAAAGAGAUAAGGACCUCUGAGGAAAGUCAGGAGCACACCUGCUGUUUUAUACCCUUCAAGCCCCGACAUCACAGACACACACACAGACUCACAACGUUUGUGAUCGGAGGAAAUAUAGCUGUCUGUGCACCAGAGAAAGAAAACGAUACGGAGCAGAGGAAAGGGUAAAAUAAGAAACUGUUUUUUGUGCGCAGGAAAUUCUCAGGAGGUCAAAAACAAAGCACAAUUUCUUUUCCCCUGAGGAGUAAAACCCUUUUCUGUUUGCAAUUGUCAAAUUUGAAAGCCUGAGGGGAGCGCUUGUCUCCCAGUUGUGACAGUGGAUCUCAGUGGAUGUGUGCAUUUAUAAAAGAGUAAAGAUUCUCCAAAAGUC